Messenger RNA from Megalops cyprinoides (Indo-Pacific tarpon), 818 nucleotides. RefSeq names its product vesicle-associated membrane protein 2. The transcript is spliced from 5 exons. Gene Ontology annotation, biological process: SNARE complex assembly; vesicle-mediated transport; vesicle fusion. Gene Ontology annotation, molecular function: SNAP receptor activity; syntaxin-1 binding. Gene Ontology annotation, cellular component: SNARE complex; plasma membrane. NCBI's taxonomy places the organism in Eukaryota, Metazoa, Chordata, Actinopteri, Elopiformes, Megalopidae. Bases 311 to 667 code for a protein of 118 amino acids. The record is from RefSeq and is a predicted model, not a curated record.
UGUGGGCAUCUAUUUUUUAUGUGUGCACACAGACUCGUGGAAGACUACCUAUAAGCCCACAUCCUUAGUCUAGGAGUAAUGUAAAAGAACCGGCGCCAUCUACAUGCGUUGAUCAUCUUAAAAGCGAAAACGCACAUUCUUUCUCUAGUAGGCUAAUCAGUAAACCACUCCCUUCUGGCUUGCCAGCUAUUUAGAAGCAACAGAGGACAGCCAGCGGCUGGGGAAAUUGACGGUUAAGACAACACACUUCAGCCAUUUAAACGUACCUAGCUAUUGAAGUCGGAUUUGUACUAAUAACACAAAAUAAGAAAUGUCUGGCCCUGCCCCAGCUGCUGCUGCGCCCCCUGCUGGAGAUGGUGAAGCCCCUGCCGCACCCCAGCCCCCCCCCAACCUCACCAGCAACCGCCGCCUGCAGCAGACACAGGCCCAGGUGGAUGAGGUUGUGGACAUCAUGCGCGUGAACGUGGAUAAGGUUCUGGAGCGGGAUCAGAAGCUGUCGGAGCUGGAUGACCGGGCCGACGCCCUGCAAGCCGGGGCCUCCCAGUUUGAGACCAGCGCCGCCAAGCUCAAGCGCAAGUACUGGUGGAAGAACCUGAAGAUGAUGAUUAUCCUGGGGGUGAUAUGCGCCAUCAUUCUCAUCAUCAUCAUCGUCUACUUCAGUUCCUAAAAGAGUGGUCCUUCCCUCGGAUGUCUACACUGAAGAAGCUCUAUUCUCAACAACAGGGAAUCCUGCUAAACAUUAAACAGAGGGGGGAAGAGGGAACAUCCCCGGCCUCUCACUGCCGCCUCCUCUCACGGUCUCCUCCUCUCAUGGUCUC